AUGGAGCCGAGGAUCAAGCGAGCUUAUGCGGACUACGAGGUCGGCUGGAUCAGCGCCCUUUAUGUCGAGUUUGCUGCCGCACAGGCUCUGCUCGACCACCGCCAUGAGCCCCUACCUCCUCUUCCCGGCGACAGCAAUACGUAUGUCCUUGGCAGCAUCGGGGGGCACAACAUGGUCAUGGCGUGCCUGCCCGCGGGAGCCUACGGACUCAGUACUGCCGCAAAGGUGGCGAGUGACCUGCGCCGAAGCUAUCCUUGCGUGCGGCUGCUGCUCGUUGUUGGCGUGGCUGGGGGAGUGCCCACGACGACAGACAUCCGCCUCGGCGACGUCGUCAUCGGCCAAAGUGUCGUCCAGCACGAUCUCGGCAAGACUCUUCAAGGCGGCCGUUUCCAGACAUCGGCCACUGUCUUUACGCCUCGGGCCAAGAUCAUGACAGCGCUGAGCGCCAUGCGGGCUGCCCAUGAGAUUCAACCAAACCGUAUUCCCAAUAUACUAGCGGGCAUGCUUCAUGCUUCCGGCUCCGACUGCAAGGACUGUAACGCUAAACAUCGCGUGUCACGGCCUCCUCGUCAUCAUCCUGCUCCGCACAUACACUACGGCGUUAUUGCCUCUGGCAACCAGGUCAUCAAACAUGCAGGAACUAGGGACCAGCUGGCCUCCGCCCUAGGGGCCCUUUGUGUCGAGAUGGAGGGUGCCGGACUACAACAUGUCGAUAUUCCGUUCCUGGUGAUACGAGGUAUCUCAGACUACGCCGACUCGCACAAGAGCAAAGCGUGGCAGCCAUAUGCUGCUGCUGCAGCGGCUGCAUGUGCGAGCGAGAUCCUCUCUUUCAAACCAGUUGAAUCACGCGAAGCAGCUGGUGCUGGCGUCAGCAAUGCGCACCAGCCGUCCGCGCGGAAGGACGACCAAAUCCAGUCCGUGAUUGAGUCGCUGUACUUUGGCGAGAUGGAUGCACGACAAGCCGAUAUAAGGCAGGCCCACCCGCUCACUUGCAGGUGGCUGCUCAACAGGCCCGAGUUCCGCAACUGGCUCGACAUGUCUGCCUUUGACCAGCACCACGGCCUGCUGUGGAUAAAAGGGAAGCCUGGAGCUGGCAAGUCCACCCUUAUGAAGUUUCUAUUGAGCGAAGCCCAGAAGAAUAUGCAGGACAAGACCGUCAUCUCUUUCUUCUUCCAUGCUCGCGGUAGUGAGAUCGAGAAAUCCACGCAGGGCAUGUACCAGUCGCUUCUUUUGCAACUCUUGGAAAAAGUACCUAUGCUCAAGUGCGUCCUCGACAGGACUGAGCUGUUAGCACGCGGCCCCGCACAGCGGAAGUGGUCAGUCGUGCUACUUCAGGAACUCUUUGAGCAGGCCGUUGAGAGACUAGGCAUGACGCCGCUGCUGUGUUUUGUAGAUGCGCUUGACGAAUGCGACCAAGACCAGGUACGGGACAUGGUGUCGUUUCUUGAACAUCUUGGCAAACUCGCCAUGUCCCACGGUAUAACAUUUCAUCUGUGCUAUGCAAGCAGGCACUAUCCACACAUCACGACAAAGUUUGGGAUUAGCCUCAUCCUUGAUGGACAGGAAGGGCAUAAGCAAGACAUCGCUAAUUAUAUCAGCGCCGAGCUGAAAAUCAGCGUGGGAAAGACUGCACAGCUCAUCCAGGGGGACUUGCAAGAACGUGCCAGUGGCGUUUUCAUGUGGGUGGUCCUGGUGGUCAAGAUUCUCAACGAGAAACACGACGCUGGAAUGACUCCCAAAGCCCUGCGGGACACGCUGUUGGACCUCCCACGCGACCUGCACGCACUUUUUCGAGAUAUACUUCGACGCCACGACAACAGUAGGGAUGAGACGGUAUCAUGCCUACAGUGGAUUCUGUUCGCUGCUCGGCCGCUGACCCCGGAAGAGCUUUACUACGCCACAUUGGCCUGCAGUGACUCUAGCGGCACGCUUGCCUCCGAGCGGGAUCCAGAAGAGACGACAGAUGAGCUCAUUCAGCGGUUCAUACUUUCGUCAUCCAAAGGACUUGCAGAAAUCACCCGGAGCAAAGUCAAGAGCAAAGCACCAAGUGUGCAAUUCAUUCAUCAAAGUGUACCCGACUUCCUUCUCAAGGAGAAGGGACUAGUAACAAUCUGGGCGGACGGCGAUACGAACACCAAAGGACGGAGUCAUGACAUGAUCAAGUCUUGCUGUCUGCGCUAUCUCCAUCUCACCCACCCAAAGCUUGAGACACUGUCGGCUGGGCCAGAGCCCCACUUUUGGGAAGAGGCAGCCAGCGCAUUCCCGCUGGCGGAGUAUGCGGCAAAGUACGUGUUACACCAUGCAAACGAGGCGCAGGCUUCGGGGGUGGACCAGACACCGUUCGUACGACGAUUCCUGAGCUCCCUCAGCCGCUGGCUGACGUUCUACAAUGCCUUGGCAUACCCGUGGAGCCACUAUUCUCAAGAAGUGACCCUGCUUUAUCUCCUGGCAGAGCGCAACCUCGCUCAUCUCGCAAAGCUUCAUAACCAGAAACCUGAAGCUUGGAUGGCUAGAGGAAGAGAGCGCUAUGGGGCACCUAUAGUCGCAGCGCUUGCUACAGGAAGCUACUCUAUGGUUCAUGUGUUCAUGUGCACUAUGCCAUCCACUCUCGGUGAAGAUGACAGUUAUGUCGAUCUUGCUCUUAGCAAGGCUGCCGCACAGGGCCACCUGGGGAUCGUGAAACAAUUGCUUGAGCCGCGAAGACCUGGGAGGAGAGGAGACUUGACGGGCCCGCUCUGCGAAGCUGUGCGUUGCCGCCACAUCUCGACUGCCGAGCUACUCCUCAAGCACGGCGCUAUGGUGAACUCGAAGCAUGUCACUGGUAAGACGCCGCUGACCUAUGCAUCUUAUAAUGCAGACACUGGGAUGAUCCGGCUGUUACUAGCCUGGGGCGCGCAUACCGAAUACGCAGCAGCAUCGGGGCACACUCCGCUGCGGACUGUGGUAUUCCGAGAAAUGGAACUUAGUGUGAAAGCACUUUUGGAACACGGCGCCAACAUGGACUCUGUCGAUGCCGCAGGCCAGUCGUCAUUGUCUCUUGCGGCCGCCGGCGGUUGCAUGAUAGCCGUGCGCCUCCUCCUCCGAAAUGGCGCCGCUGUGAACCUGCAGGACCACGACGGCCGAUCGCCCCUCGUCCACGCGGCAAUGCAGACACGUCAGGGAACAGGCGCGUAUCGUCUAUCUUGUCUUCAGGAGAUUACGAAGUUGCUGCUAAGCGGCGGAGCACAGGUGGCCUUGGCGGAUCAUUAUGGUCGGACUCCGCUCAUGUGGGCUGCGGGCAAGGGUCACGAUGUCAUUGCCAAGCUGUUGCUUGAUGCGGGUGCGGAUCCAAAGAUGCGUGAUGACACCGGGCGGACUGCACGCAGCUGGGCGAUCGAGAGGAAGAACACCGAGAUUUCUAAGCUACUCGCUGCUUGCUCUUCGCGGGCCUAG
Molecule: messenger RNA, 3432 nt
Organism: Microdochium trichocladiopsis
Lineage: Eukaryota; Fungi; Ascomycota; Sordariomycetes; Xylariales; Microdochiaceae
Exons: 5
Coding region: 1-3432 (1143 amino acids)
Biological process (GO): nucleoside metabolic process
Molecular function (GO): protein binding; catalytic activity
Source: RefSeq, a predicted model, not a curated record